AUGAGGCAAUUCAAGUUUCCCAAAACCAUCAAGCCAGGCACGUCGAACAGAAUUUACAUCCAGGGCAAAGGCCAUCCAGACGAUGCUGGUGAAGCAAGCUACAAAUUCAAAGACCUGCCCGGCGAUCCCGAUUUUGAGCUUAAAUACUCGUUCAGGAAGGCUGGCAUUCGAUUUACAAAACUUAGGACUCUCAACAACAAACGCGGCUCGUUUCACGAGUUGGCAUGGCAUUGGGACAAUAACUUUCCCUUUAUUAUCGCCAGCUCUGAGAGUGAUCCUCAAAAUCCUUCACUUUGGCCAUGGCUUGUCUCAUCCAACCCCCCUGAAGACUGGAUGCACUCCAUCUAUCCCCGGAUCGCAUGUCUUACGCUCCGAGAGCUGGCUAUGCCCGCAACACACAACUCAGGCUCGUCCCGCUUCCAUCGAAAGUCAUGGUUUGGCCAACCCGCGAACACCAAAGCUCAGGAGUACAACAUCUCAGAGCAGCUGAGAUAUGGUGCUCGCUGGUUUGACAUUCGUCCUUCCAAAACUGGUGGCAAGUGGGCAACUGGCCACUUUGGGUUCAGCCUAGGCAACUGGCAUGGAGGCAAUGGCGAGUACCUCGAUGACAUCGUUGAGGCCUUGAACUAUUUUACCAUGAGAAACAAAGAACUUAUCAUCCUCAACCUUAGCCACGGUGUAAACUCAGACACCUUUAGAGGCAAAAAGAACGUAUGGAUGACCCAAGAAGAAUGGAACGAGGUGAUGACGAAACUGACGAAGAUCAAUUACCGAGUUAAGAACCGGAGCUUUGUACGUGACAUUACGAAACUUCGGGUAUCUAAGCUCAUCCCGGACCGUGCCGCUGUUAUUAUUAUUGUAGACGAUUAUGUCCACAAGAAAAAGUUUACGGGUCUGGUUGAGAAGACCAUCCUAGUUCCAGUCGACCUUUCCGCAUUUGCAGACAAGGGGUUCUUUAAUCGAUCUCAGUUCCCUCUGUUCGACGAGUACUCCAAUACAAAACACCAGAAGAAGAUGACCGUCGACCAGUUAACCAAGAUGAAAAAGCAACGGAAAUCCCCAAAAUCGAAAAUGUUUCUUCUCUCAUGGUUUCUGACCCAGUGUACACACCCUAUCAUUCCAAAUGCCCAGCAUGCUAACCGAGCCCUCAUUGAGUUACUCUGGCCAGCAAUGUCUCCAUCGACGUAUCCAAAUCUCAUCAGCGUUGAUGCGUAUCCUAAAAAUGCAGACUUGGCAGCACUGGCAAUGGCAAUCAACUAUCACUUUGCUCCGCAAUGUGAAGUUUCUUCGGUGAACUCCACGGACUCAUCUUUUUCUGCCUCUUGGCCAUUCUCACCCAUGCACAACAAUCAUACCCCGUGCGCCGGGCAAGAUAAAAAAGCCAGCGUCAUCCAAGUAUAG
Messenger RNA from Fusarium musae, 1401 nucleotides. RefSeq lists its product as uncharacterized. Gene Ontology annotation, molecular function: phosphoric diester hydrolase activity. The coding region runs from base 1 to 1401 and encodes 466 amino acids. Gene Ontology annotation, biological process: lipid metabolic process. The transcript is spliced from 3 exons. The record is from RefSeq and is a predicted model, not a curated record. NCBI's taxonomy places the organism in Eukaryota, Fungi, Ascomycota, Sordariomycetes, Hypocreales, Nectriaceae.